Messenger RNA from Fragaria vesca subsp. vesca, 369 nucleotides. RefSeq names its product blue copper protein-like. Gene Ontology annotation, cellular component: plasma membrane. The transcript has 2 exons. Gene Ontology annotation, molecular function: electron transfer activity. The record is from RefSeq and is a predicted model, not a curated record. Bases 1 to 369 code for a protein of 122 amino acids. Lineage: Eukaryota; Viridiplantae; Streptophyta; Magnoliopsida; Rosales; Rosaceae.
AUGAAAAUCAGUGCUGGUCCUCUUGUGAUAGCCUUUCUCGUUGUUUUUCCGAGUAUGGUUUUGGCGAAACAGUAUGUCGUCGGAGAUGAUGAAGGCUGGAAUGGUAAUGUUGAUUACCAAGCUUGGGCUGAUGACAAAACUUUCGAACUUGGAGAUGUUUUAAUUUUCAAAUACGAUGCUGGUAGCCAUAACGUUGCUCAAGCGUUUAAUGAAGAUGGCUAUGAUAGUUGUACUUCAUCACCAGAAUUUGGGGUGUACACCAGUGGCAAUGACGCUUUAACUUUCAAUCUUGUUGGGUCCUAUUAUUUCUUAUGUGACUACCAUUGUGAUUCUGAUCAACAUAAAGUUAUGAUCAAUAUUGUAAAAUAG